AUGAAUGAGAUCUCGUUCUCGUCAUCCUGCCUGAGAAGACAUGGCAUCAGUCUUGGUGUGCUCAAGUUGUUGCACGAGGAGUACGACAGUCUCUACCCGUUGGGGUCGCUGUUUUGCAACACAAUGGUGCAUUGUGCACGAUGCAAUCUUGUGGACAGCUUCCAGUAUAUAGUCGACAACAUCCCAGAAAACAAUAGACCUUCUUUAUUCGACAGGUCCGUCAGUGAUAGCUUGAAGUUCUGUGCCAGCAACGGCAACAUCGCCAUCUUUGACAUCCUCUACAACUCACCAAACACUAAAGAGUACGUCACGGAGAAAGACCUCAACAUUGCAAUACGCAAGGCAGCCAAACAUGGACAUCCGACAAUGAUCAACCAUCUCUUCAAGUAUCUCGCCUCUGAAUCAUCAUCAUCAUCGGGUCGCCAACCACGCUGGAGGAGAGACCGAAUUGAGAAACCUCCCAUGGGCAUAUCGAUCGCAUUGAUGUGCUCCAUUCAAAGAUGUGCGUGA
Molecule: messenger RNA, 510 nt
Organism: Acytostelium subglobosum LB1
Lineage: Eukaryota; Evosea; Eumycetozoa; Acytosteliales; Acytosteliaceae
Exons: 1
Coding region: 1-510 (169 amino acids)
Source: RefSeq, a predicted model, not a curated record